AUGGGCAGUGGCGGAAUGGGCGGUGGAGGAAUGGGCGGCGGAAGGAUGGGCGGCGGAGGAAUGGGCGGGGAGGGAAUGGGCAGCGACGAUGGUGGAAUGGGCGGCGGAGGAAUGGGUGGCGCAGGGAUGGGCGGCAGAGGGAUGGGCAGCGAAGGGAUGGGCGGCGGAGGGAUGGGCGGCGGAGGGAUGGGCGGCGGUGGAAUGGGCGGCGGCAGAACGGGCUACGGCGGAAUGGGUGGCGGAGGGAUGGGCGGUGAUGGAAUGGGCAGCGGCGGAAUGGGCGGUGGCGGAAUGGGUGGCGGAGCCAUAGGUCCUAGGGGGAACAUGGGCGGAAUCAUGGGUGGCGGUAUAGGCGGCGGAGGAAUGGGCGGCGGAGGAAUGGGAGGGGAAGGCAUGGGCGGCGGCGGAAAGGGCGGCGGCGGCAUGGCUGGCGGCGGAAUGGGUGGCGGCGGCAUGGGUGGCGGCGGAAUGAGCGGUGGUGGAAUGGGCGGUAGAGGAAUGGGAGGGGGAGGCGUGGGUGGCGGAGGAAUGGUCAAUGGUGGAAUGGGCGGCGGCGGAAUGGACGGCGGCGGCAUGGGUGGCGGCGGAAUGGACGGGGGCGGAAUGGGCGGUGGCGGCGGCAUGGCCGGAGGCGGAAAGGGCGGGGGCAUGGGCAGACCUCGUUCCUCUGCUCCUGAAUUGCAAUCAGCCAUGGGUCCUAGGGGGAACAUGGGCAGCGGAGGAAUGAGGGGCGGCGGAAUGGGAGGCAGAGGCAUGGGCGGCGGAACGGGCGGCGGAGGCAUGGGUGGCGGAGGUAUGGGCAGCAGAGGUACGGUCGGCGGAGGUACGGGCAAGUCAAGGUGGUUUUCUCUAGGGUCGCAAGCAGCACCCGGCCAGGGUGGACCAGGGAUGGGCGGAGGGAUGGGCGGAGGGAUGGGCGGGGGGAUGGGCGGAGGGAUGGGCGGGGGGAUGCGUGGGGGGAUGGGCGGAGGGAUGGGCGGAGGGAUGGGCGGGGGGAUGGGCGGAGGGAUGGGCGGAGGGAUGGGCGGUGUGAGGAUCUAG
This is a messenger RNA of Closterium sp. NIES-65, 1041 nucleotides long. The record is from the annotation of a GenBank genome assembly. NCBI's taxonomy places the organism in Eukaryota, Viridiplantae, Streptophyta, Zygnematophyceae, Desmidiales, Closteriaceae.